GUUUGACAAACUUACCUCCCAUCCUGCUGUUAUCUAAUGCGGUGUAAAAAAACAAAUUCUUUUUCUGAGAAAUGUCAAUAGGCGAGAGGUCUAAUUGUUUAUCAAAAGAUUUGGUUAUAAAUUGCAUGCUUUGUAGAUGAAUUUACCAAUAUAUUGCUCCGGAUAGUCAAUACAGAGAAGCAAGGCGAUUCGCGGUUUAAGAAACAUCAUUACACCUAUUAUAAUCUUCAUUCUGUCCCACAAUGAUACGAAACAUGGUGCCCCAAGCCCGUUUGUUCUAUUCGACGAUUACGGCCAGUGCUACCGCCACACUUACUACUAAAAUAAAACCGAAGCUGGACGAAUUUCGCACAACCGAGCAGACCGUGGCCAACCAUCAACGCACAACGAUUGGCCGGUUUUAUACCAUACCGAUAGAUGUACGAAAAAAGGUGUUUGGCCAUGGUGGACUGCCAAAAAGCUUCGAAAAGCAGAUUAAAACAUUCAACGAAUGCUCGUUGAUGGUUCGUCUUCCAGCAGUCGAGAUCAUAGAGUACAUAAAGCGCACUGACUUCAACCGUCCGGUUAAUCGAUUCGUGCUAUACGGCGAGGAUGGUGCCGGCAAAUCGCUUACGUUAGCUCACCUUUUACACUACGGAUUCCAGCAGCAAUACGUACUGAUACACGUUCCUUGGGUGCCGAACUGGAUGAAGCGUGCUAAAGAAACGGCCAACUCAACCACAAAAGAGGGUGCCAUUGAUUUACCGCUGGACGGUGCUGCUUGGUUAUUGCAUUUUAAAAGCCAGAAUGGAUCGUUACUUAAAGAUCUCGGCCUGACGGUGAGCCGCGAUUACGUGUGGACAAAGCGCGAAAUAACACCGGCAGGUGCACCACUGCUGGACCUCGUCGAGCAUGGUAUUAAUCGAGCAAAGUUCUCCUGCGAUGCGAUUGCUGCACUGCUGCAUGAAUUAAAGCAACACUCGAAUGCCGGUCGUGCCCGUACGAUGGUGUUGAUCGAUGGUUUCAAUGCAUUCUUUCAACCGUACACGCGUCUUUUAACCGAGAACAAAGCGCGUGUUAAGCCGGAACAGCUCACGCUGACGGAUCCAUUCCUCAGCAUCACUCGCAACGACUGGAACAAUGGCAUAUGCGUGGUAACGAUUGACCAAAUGGUGGCAGAGUUUAAAGAUAAGUCGAAAAGUCAGCCUAACGCAUCGGAUGUGGAGAACAUAUCUUCCCAACCUCCGCUAUCGGUGAUUGAUUCGCGCGAGUGCUUUGAGCAUCUUGAUCCGUUUGUGCCCGUACGCGUUGUCGGGUAUGAUGAUGCUGAAUAUUACAGCUGCAUCCAGUACUAUCUGGAGCGUAAAUGGAUUCAAACGACUGAGCUGGGAUUUGAUGAUGAACUUAAAAUGUUGAGUUGUCAGAAUCCGUACCAGCUGAUGCAGCUUUGUGCCUCGUUGUAGGAUAGAAAAGGGUAAGUUCAGAAUUAAGGAUUAUUAAUGUUGCUUCAAUAAAAAAAAAUUAUCAAAGAAUAAA
Molecule: messenger RNA, 1515 nt
Organism: Anopheles funestus (African malaria mosquito)
Lineage: Eukaryota; Metazoa; Arthropoda; Insecta; Diptera; Culicidae
Gene: mRpS29
Product: 28S ribosomal protein S29, mitochondrial
Exons: 2
Coding region: 243-1442 (399 amino acids)
Biological process (GO): apoptotic process
Cellular component (GO): mitochondrial ribosome; mitochondrial small ribosomal subunit
Molecular function (GO): structural constituent of ribosome
Source: RefSeq, a predicted model, not a curated record